GAGCGUGACGAUCGACCUUAACACGGGGGUUAUAUGAUGUUUACCUACGCAGUGGAUGGCCAGGGAAGUAUCGGCUCACCUGAGUAUAUACCUGCCUCCUAAUAAUAUGUAAAUUUUGGAGGAUAUAUAAAUCGCCCCGGUAUAUUCCUGGUCACUUUGUGUAUACAUGCGUCUGUACAUUUUAUCACUGAUGUGCUUCAGCUGUUUAGAAGUGGCGAGACUACGAAUCCACCUCAACUGAUACCUAAGAUGACGGAAACACUCGGUUGGGGAGAUUAUCUUACCAUCGGAAUAUACUUUGCUAUUGUGCUUGUCGUCGGAAUCCUGUCAACAUGUCGACCAAACAGAGGGAGUUCACAAGGCUAUUUUCUGGCUGGCAAAGACAUGCACUGGAUACCGAUUGGAGCAUCAAUCUAUGCCAGCAACAUAGGCGCUCCGAUGUUCAUAGGUUUAGCGGGUUCAGCAGCAGCCUCUGGUCUAGCUGUCACGAUAUAUGAAUGGCAUGCAGCGUUCUUUCUCAUCGCUCUUGGCUGGAUUUUUGUACCUGUGUACGUCUCAUGUGGGUCCUUUACCACUCCCCAAUACUUACGGAAACGGUACGGAGGAAAGCGGAUCAGAAUCUAUUCAUCUAUCAUGUCCCUGGUCGGGUACAUCCUCUUCAAUAUCUCGAUUGAAAUUUUUACUGGUGCCAUGUUCCUGCAGCAAAUCCUGGGGUGGAAUCUCUACCUCAGUGUGGUUAUCAUACUUACUGUGACGGCCAUUUUCACCAUUGUCGGUGGUCUUGCUGCAGUUAUCUACACAGACACGUUACAGACAGUUGUACUUAUUGUUGGUGCUACCAUUCUCUUUGUUACGUCUUGGGUAGAUGUUGGUGGAUGGGAAGCAAUACACGACAAGUACAUGACGUCAGCAGCUAACUACACGCUUACAAACACAUCGUUAUACUCAUGUGGCCUACCGAGACAGGAUUCAUUUCAUAUUGUGCGUGAUGCUGUCACGGGAGAUAUCCCCUGGCCAGGUGCUCUUUUGGGACUAUCCACCUUGGGCAUGUAUGUCUGGUGUCAAGAUCAGCUUAUUGUACAGAGGUGCUUGUCGGCCAGGAACAUGAACCACUCCAAAGGGGGAGCAUUGCUUGGUGGUUUGCUGAAACUUACCUCUUUUCUCAUGUUCGUUAUUCCCGGGAUGGUCAGCCGGAUUAAAUACCCACAGGAAGUUGCAUGUGCAGACCCCGACAAAUGUUUUGAGAUUUGUCAAAAUAGGGCUGGUUGUUCAAAUCUGGCUUACCCACUGCUCGUCCUACGUAUUCUACCAGAAGGUAUUCGGGGCCUGAUGUUGGCUGCGUUACUAGCGGCGUUGAUGAGCUCUCUGACGUCGAUAUUGAAUAGUGCCAGCUCUGUGAUAACGUUAGACGUAUGGCGCAUGUACAGGAAGAAUGCCAAGGAAACGGAACUGAUGAUAGUGGGUAGAGUUACGGUGCUGAUCCUCGUUGUCACCAGUAUCCUGUGGUUACCAGUCAUGGAGAAGGUCCAGGGAGGACAGUUCUGGUCAUACAUGCAGUCCAUCAGAAGCUACCUCAUCCCUCCAUGGUGUAUACUGUUCGUUCUAGGAGUAUUCUGGAAACGUACAACGGAAGCGGGAGUGUUCUGGGGUCUGAUUAUAUGUCUGGUGAUCGGGGUCAUAAGAUUGGUGUUGGACUUUAUAUACUUACCGCCGAACUGUGGCAGCGGUGAAGCGGAUACCAGACCCGACAUCGUCACUAAAGUCGAUUUUCUCCACUUCGCCACCAUCUUGGCUGUCAUCGCUACCAUUGUGAUGGUGGUUAUAAGCCUUUUAACUGAACCAAGACCGGAACGAAAGCUGCGUCGUGUAACGUUUUGGACAAGGAACGAUCCUUUAGAACCAGAAUUAGACUCGGAGGAUGAUGAAAUGGAGGAGGAGGAAGAGGAUCCACAAAAGGAGGCAACAGAGGAUGCAACAGGUGCUGUAGGAAACUUCAAGAAAUACUGUUACAACUGGGUCUGUGGAACAACAGAAAUCCCCAAACAAAAACUAACGCCGGAACAGAAACGUGUUCUCAGGGCGAAAUUAACAUCUAUACAUCAGACAAAAUUCUGGAGGAAGACACUGAAUGCGGGCGCAAUAGUGGUUUCAACAUUUACUGUAUUUCUCAUAGGAUUUUUCUAUUGAGGUCAUCAAGACAUAUAAAUACAGACUAAGGUCAAUUGCAAUAUAUUGGUCAUGUUAUGUGAAAUACGUUUUUUAGAAACAAUACCAUAUCAAGGAAACAGUAUUUGUAACAUUUUUGUCACAAUCACUUUUGUAUAUAGAGUUAGGGCAGGAGAAAUGGUAUGUGCUGCCAUGUUUACCAUUGGUUAGUUACGCUAGGAAUUCACAAUAUUUGCUAGUCAGUGAUUGAUAUUGUAACCGCUUUGAAUCGGAUGUUUUACUUUUUAUAUAUUUUUUCAAUUAUCUGUAUGGUUAAAUGAACAGUCUUCGAUUGUAUGUUAUGUUACUUAAGAUUGAACAAACCCCCGUGUUUGAUAUGUAAUACGGAUAUGUUGUUAAAAUGCUGAACAUUUGCUGCGUCAGCUUGGUCAUUUAUAAAACAUGAAAGCUUAUGAAUAUUUAAAGAAAGUAAGUGACAUUAAAGCAUGUAAAUCGUUUUAACACAACUAAUUGUUAGGAAAUUAAACAUUAUAUCUAUUAUUACAUCUUAAAACAACGUGUCUGAUUGGAUGGUACUGGUCACAUGACGGAACAAUAAAACAGUUUAUUAUACCUUCUGUUAAAAUCUCGUAAUCUGAUUGGUUGAGAAAGAUGUGAACAUUUCCAA
This is a messenger RNA of Mizuhopecten yessoensis (Yesso scallop), 2833 nucleotides long. RefSeq names its product sodium/glucose cotransporter 4-like. Lineage: Eukaryota; Metazoa; Mollusca; Bivalvia; Pectinida; Pectinidae. Gene Ontology annotation, cellular component: plasma membrane. The transcript has 14 exons. The record is from RefSeq and is a predicted model, not a curated record. Gene Ontology annotation, biological process: transmembrane transport. Gene Ontology annotation, molecular function: D-glucose:sodium symporter activity. Bases 250 to 2187 code for a protein of 645 amino acids.